Messenger RNA from Lactuca virosa, 1752 nucleotides. The record is from the annotation of a GenBank genome assembly. NCBI's taxonomy places the organism in Eukaryota, Viridiplantae, Streptophyta, Magnoliopsida, Asterales, Asteraceae.
UUAAAAAAUUAAGUAUGACCCCGUACCCGACUGUUAUAAAAUUCGCCGGCAGAAUUCUUCUUGUUCUUUGGGCUCUGUAAAAACACGAAACAACCAAUCAAAAAACACAAUUAUUUUUUAACCUUCAUCCUGCAUCUUCCAAUCUCUCACUCAUCAAGAGAUACAAACGAAUCGACUUCAUAAAAUUACAGAUAAACCCUCUUUCCAGAUCUUAACGCUCAUUUGUGAGAUCUUAUUUUACUCGAGGUAAAUGUUUAAAGAAAGAGCUUGAAGGUUGAAGGACAUGUCUUUUGAAUCAGGCUUGGAUAAUUAAAGGAUUGGAACAUCGUGUUGAUUUGAUCUUAGUGUUACUCUAUAGUUUUGAGGUUAAUGUUCUCAAAAGAGACAAUUUCAUUGGAUAUAAGCGUGUGAUGUAUUAUCUUUAAAUGAAGGCAGCUCAGGCAUGGCGUAUAGGCAUGAAAGACACAAAAAUCUUGCCUUUGCCACGUCAUCGUGCUCGAUUAAAGAAACCAACUUGGAUUAUUAUAUUGGUUGUGUUUGUUUGUGUUUUCUUGAUUUUUGCUUAUAUUUAUCCACUUCAAAAUUCGGGUGCGUGUCAUAUCAUUAUGUCAUCUAGUUGUAACACGUUUUCUAGUUGGCUUCCACCUCCUGCAAGAGAACUUAGUGAUGCUGAGAUUGCUUCUCGUGUUUUUAUCAAGAAUAUUUUGAACACACCAUCAAUUGAGUCGAAUAAUCCCAAGAUUGCUUUCAUGUUCUUGAGUGUUGGAUCAUUGCCUUUCGAGAAGUUGUGGGACAAAUUCUUUCAGGGACAUGAUGGUAGAUUUUCCGUCUACAUUCAUGCAUCAAGAGAAAAACCCGUCCAUUCUAGCCGUUACUUCAUCAACCGGGAAAUUCGCAGUGGCAAGGUAGAUUGGGGGAAAAUUUCGAUGGUUGAUGCAGAAAAACGACUUUUGGCAAAUGCACUAAAAGAUUCCGACAAUCGUCAUUUUGUAUUACUAUCCGACAGUUGUGUACCCUUGCGGGAUUUCGACUAUGUGUACAAUUAUCUUAUGUACACAAAUGUCAGCUUCAUUGACAGGCACAAAGUGGCCCACACUGCAUCUGAUAAGACUCAAACCCUCGCCUAUUUCUCCAAAGAUACUACUGCCUGCUUUGAGGAUCCUGGUCCACAUGGAAGUGGGCGAUACUCGGAACAUAUGUUGCCUGAAGUUGAGAAGAAAUCUUUUCGGAAGGGCGCACAGUGGUUCACAAUGAAGCGCCAACAUGCGAUCAUAGUUAUGGCCGAUAGUCUCUACUACACAAAAUUCAGGCAUUAUUGCAGGCCUGGUAUGGAAGGGCGCAAUUGCUACGCCGACGAACAUUACUUACCAACCUUUUUUCAUAUUCUCGAUCCAAAAGGGAUCGCAAACCGGUCAGUAACACACGUUGAUUGGUCCGAAGGAAAAUGGCAUCCAAAAUCUUACCGAGAAAAAGACAUCUCACACCAACUAAUCAAAAACAUUACGUCGAUCACCAAGAGUGUUCAUGUUACAAGUGAGCGAAAGAAGAAAACUAUGAUUACGCCUUGUAUGUUGAAUGGGAUCAAUCGUCCAUGUUACUUAUUCGCAAGGAAAUUCUUGCCCGAGACUCAAAACUCCAUGAUAGACCUUUUCACACAUCAGACAAUGUUUUGAAAUUUUUGUUACAAUUUUUUUCCUUUUGUUGUAAAGCUUUUUCGAAUGAACUUCAUUUUUGGCCAAUUAUUUAGUGGUA